GUGUAGCCACCGCGGGCUAACUCCGUCUCAUGAUUAUAAACCCUCCAUUCGGUCAUCUCCGGGCGUCGGUCGGUUCUUCGGGAUAUUUGAACACAAAUGUGAAUCUUUUUUGUCACCAUUUUAUUAUUAUUAUUAUUCUUUUUCUCCCUCCAAAAAACAACAACACAGCGAGUGAUGAACGGGAGCGCGAGCCCGCUGCUGGACAAAGAGGAGCAUGUGUUGAAGCUCGGGGAAAGCUUCGCGAAGAGGCCAACGUCUUCCUUUCACACAAUCAGAUAUGACUUCAAACCAGCAUCGAUCGACACGAGCUGCGAGGGAGAGCUGCAGGUCGGGAAAGGAGAAGAAGUGACCAUCACGCUACCGCACAUUCCAGGCUCCACGCCGCCCAUGACGGUGUUCAAGGGGAACAAGCGGCCGUACCAGAAGGACUGCGUGCUCAUCAUCAACCACGACACCGGGGAGUUCGUGCUGGAGAAGCUGAGCAGCAGCAUCCAGGUCAAGAAGACCAGGGCGGAGGGCAGCAGUAAGAUCCAGGCCCGUAUCGAGCAGCAGUCGGUCCGGUCCGGCUCUCAGCCCGGCGCUCCGUUCCGAGCGCCAACGAAGCCCGGCGUGAAGACGCCGCCGUCGCCCUGCAGGGACGAGCGCUCGCCGGAGCCGCAGCUCGCCGACAUCGAGAGAGAGCUGCGGGCCGAGGUGGAGGUCAUCGAGCAGAUGAGCAGCAGCAGCUCGUCGGGCUCGGGCAGCGGCUCGGGGAGCGGCGACGACAGCAGCAGUGAUGGCGGCGGCGGCGGCGGUGGGGGAGGAGGAGGAGGAGGAGGAGGCAGCGAGCACGACGGCGGCGCCCCACGACCGCUCAGCCAGACGUCGCCCGGACGCCAGCCGGCGUUCAACGGGGGCAGCGAGCGGCCGGCGGGCAACAACCAGCUGAUGAACACGCUGCGAGACGACCUUCAGCUCAGCGAGUCGGGCAGCGACAGUGAUGACGACUGAUGUCUCUCUCUCUCUCUCUCCACACACCUCCUCCUCCUCCCUUCAUCCUCCUCUCCUCCUCGUGGUUCCUUUGUAUCUUGUUCUGACGACUUUUUGAUUUUAUUAUUUCUAGUAUUUCUUUGCAGAGUGUAUUUUUAUUAGAUGUAUAUUUUGUUUGUAUAGCGAUACUUUAGAGACUUUAGAAACUUUACAGACUUUAGAGACUUUCCUGGAGCUUUGGGGAGACGAUGUAUUUUCGAGUGCACAGACAUAUUUUCUGUACUCAGAGCAGCUCGUUUUAUCAACUUGUUUUAGUUUUGUGUUUUUCGGGAAGAAGAGGAAGAUAAAUAUCUCAUAAAUACAUAAACAUCACCGAGUGUCCGAUAGCAGGAACUUCUCCACGUUGUUGUUUGUUUGUUUAUUUUAUCGGUUUGUUAUGAAAACAAAUAAAAUGCAGAAUUGCAAAAUCUGUGCAGCUUGA
Messenger RNA from Pseudoliparis swirei, 1450 nucleotides. It is a transcript of the gene eaf1, whose product is annotated as ELL associated factor 1. Gene Ontology annotation, molecular function: transcription elongation factor activity. Gene Ontology annotation, cellular component: super elongation complex. Bases 175 to 990 code for a protein of 271 amino acids. Gene Ontology annotation, biological process: positive regulation of DNA-templated transcription; regulation of transcription elongation by RNA polymerase II. The transcript has 6 exons. Lineage: Eukaryota; Metazoa; Chordata; Actinopteri; Perciformes; Liparidae. The record is from RefSeq and is a predicted model, not a curated record.